Messenger RNA from Cylas formicarius (sweet potato weevil), 1875 nucleotides. RefSeq names its product integrator complex subunit 14 (gene IntS14). Gene Ontology annotation, biological process: snRNA 3'-end processing. Lineage: Eukaryota; Metazoa; Arthropoda; Insecta; Coleoptera; Brentidae. Gene Ontology annotation, cellular component: integrator complex. Bases 150 to 1646 code for a protein of 498 amino acids. The transcript is spliced from 6 exons. The record is from RefSeq and is a predicted model, not a curated record.
UUCGGGACUGUCAACUGCAAGACGUGUACUGUCAACUUAUUCCAUCAAAACAAAGAUAAAGUUUAAUGUUCACCUUGCAAAUAUACACACAGUCGAAUAAUAGUUAUCGAAAUAAGUCUUACAAACCAGCAAGAUAAGAAAGAACGAAAAUGCCUACGGUAAUUUUGCUUGAUGUUUCGUUGUCCAUGACAAGGCCCGUCCAACUUGCAGACGGCACAGAGACGACUCGGAAAAAUUUGGCUAUUGCCGGUAUUUCCGCUUUUCUGGACAAUUUAAGCGUACAUUCAAAGCUCGAAUUUAUUGCAUUGAUGGCAUUUUCCUCUUUGUACGAAGAAAGAUGCCCGUUUACCCGAGAUUACGGUAUAAUUAAAGCAGAAUUGAAAAAUAUCGACGACUAUGACAAGACGUGUUUAGAGACGGCGCUUCACGGUGUAAGCCAAAUGGUUUUGGGAGAAUGGGGAAAUAAUAUCGCGUGUCAGAUCGUCCUUGUUACUGACGGCAGUACCGGCAUUGGAUCGAUGUCCCUCAAAGACUUGUUGGCCGGUGUAAAUCAAAGGAGUUCCAGUAUGCCGUUUCCUAUACCAUUCGCCUUUCCUACCAAGUUGCACGUCGUUUGUAUCGCAGCAGCCAACGAACCCAGUGUUAUAAAAUCUAAGCCGCUCUAUCAAAGACUAAUUGACUUGAGUGGUUAUGACGGUUCGAUAUCGAUACCCGAAAACCUUCAGACCGAGAGUAACGUCACUGGGCUGUUUCAAAAAUUGGCCGAAGAUAUGUACACGUCUUUCAAAGGUAUCCUGAAAUGUGGAAAUCUCGAGUCAAAAAUCAUCCUCUCCCCAGCUCCACUAGCGUACACUAAAAUAACAGACUUCAGCAGUCGAACAUACGAUAUUUCCGAUUUAAUCGAAGUGUGCGGCUUCAUAUCCGUCGCUGACGUCGGAUCUCCGAUGGCCGUCAGCAGACACCUCAUACUUCCGGCCAAUCCGGUCCAGAAACAAGAUGGCGCAGCUGCCGAAAUCGAUUUGACAGACGACGGUGUCACAGAAGAGGGAAGCUUGCCCUCGUUUUGCGUGCUACUGCACGGAGCCUUGAAGGUGGAAAACAUGACCGCGCUCGUCUCGUUGGGGGAAAAUUGGUUCGGGUUCGUCUACUCUUGGGCCGAUUCCAAGAAGAAAUCGAAUCUGAUGCUGACGGUGCUGACUCCCGGGUCCGACGUGGUGCCUUGGUUGGGCGACCUGAAUGAAUUGGGCACCGGAGAACUGUUCCCCCACGAUCAGGUCGGUAGUUUUCCGAUAAGGCCGAACGAGAAGAGAAGCUAUUCUCAGAACGGGGUGGUCUGGAUCAGGCAAGCGGGGCUGCAGUCCGACAUACAGAAGAUAUUGAGGCACGCGCGGAAAUUGCCCGAGAAAACUCAACAGUUUUACAAGGAACUCAAUCGGCUGAGGAAAGCGGCGAUUUCGCUCGGAUUCCUGGACUUGUUGAACGGUUUGGCUUACAUAUUCGAGCAGGAGUGUAUGCAGUUACCGGGUUCUGCGCAUCCCGACUGCGCGUUGCAGCUUCAACACGCUGCCGACGUUUUGAGGAAGACGCAAAACCGCGACAUGAAGUUUGUGAUACUGCCCUUGCAGACCAAUUACAAUUCGACGUAAUCUUCAAAUAAUCGAUCUUAUAAUAAAACGCGCGGCACUCACUUGACAGAACGAGGCAAAACUAUUGUUCGUCAAGUGAUUCUGGAACGAUGUCGUAGAGUCUGCGUUUUAACUAAGCUACACUCCAACCGACCCCGUGUUGCAAGUUGGAGAGGGAAACCGAGUCUGAUUUUCCAGCUGCCAACUUUGUUCUUUCCGGAUUUAAGCAACAAUAUAUUUAUAUUUUUGA